This is a messenger RNA of Nerophis lumbriciformis (worm pipefish), 1097 nucleotides long. It is a transcript of the gene cbln20, whose product is annotated as cerebellin 20. Lineage: Eukaryota; Metazoa; Chordata; Actinopteri; Syngnathiformes; Syngnathidae. Gene Ontology annotation, molecular function: protein binding. The record is from RefSeq and is a predicted model, not a curated record. Gene Ontology annotation, biological process: maintenance of synapse structure. Gene Ontology annotation, cellular component: synapse.
CCCUGCAAGAGUCAGUGAAGCCUUCUUGCCUCCCACACUCCCUGUUGUCGGCACGAUGCGAGCAAUUAUAAUCCUUUGCCUCCUGGAGUUUGCCUUUGCUAACUAUUCCUGGAAUGGACCCUCCGAAGGGGAGGACGAUGCCAGCCCGGAAGAACCAUGUCUCAUAGACCAUGAGGCGUCGUGUGGCUGCUGCAUGAUGCAGCAAAAGAUACAUCGGAUGCAGCUGUUCUUCAACAAGAGCCUCGAAGCGCUGGAGAAGGAGUUAGAUAAAACUCAAAACACCCUCGUCAAUAUGAGAGCGAGUCGCAGUGCCUUCUCUGUGGCUCUAACUAACAGCGAUGAGUUGACGUGCGUCGGACCCUACCGUGAAGACCACCUCAUCGUUUACAAACACGUUUUUCUCAACUUGGGGAACGGCUACGACGUGAACAACGGGGUCUUCGUUGCCCCCCGCGCCGGCGUGCACAGCCUGGCCCUGACGGUCUACAGCGACGCCGGUUCCCCCGGUAACAGCUUGGCCGCCUGCGCCAGUCUGCAAGUCAACGAUAAAAUGGUGGCCGAGCCCAGAGAGAAAAACGCGCAAGACCAAGAAGAUAGUGCCUCUAUCGCCGUGGCCCUCCACCUUAAGGCCGGGGACAAGGUGGCUGUCAAUCUGCCCAUUGGAUGCUUCCUUUGUGACGACAAAAGCCAUCGCAACACUUUCACCGUCUUUCUUCUUUAUGCUACUGACUGAAUUAAAAAAAACAAAAAAAACCCAGUCAGUCAAUCCAGUUCUGAUGUUUGGUCUCUUAUGAAAGCUGAGUAAGGUCCCAUCUUUGCCUGGAUAGAUGUCCAAAUUCAACACAUUUCUACUUUCUGUGCAUUUUGAUCAAUCACUGGUCUUCAAUGUUUUAAUUACUGUUGGAAUAAUAAAAAUGCCAAUGUCCAUGCUCUGACCUUUCACCUUAUAGUUUUAAAUCUCUUGCUGUAAUAAGAAUGAUUGUUUAUUAGAUUUACCUGUAACAUUGCAAAUACAAAAAUGUGUGUUUGUCACAAUCAUGCAAUAUGUGCUUUUGUCUGUUUUUUUUAAACAUAUAAUUAUGUGAUUAAAAAGCCCA